AUGCCUCCCCGCGCCCACUCCAAGACCUCUCGUGUCCCCCGCCGACCCUUCGAGUCUGCCCGACUUGACUCCGAGUUGAAGCUCGUUGGCGAGUAUGGCCUGCGCAACAAGCGUGAGGUCUGGCGAGUCGGUCUGACUCUGUCCAAGAUCCGUCGUGCUGCCCGUCAGCUUCUUACCCUCGACGAGAAGGACCCCAAGCGUCUCUUCGAAGGUAAUGCCCUCAUUCGACGUCUCGUCCGUGUCGGUGUCCUUGACGAGUCCCGCAUGAAGCUCGAUUACGUCCUGGCUCUUAAGAUCGAGGAUUUCCUUGAGCGCCGUCUCCAGACCUGUGUCUGGAAGCUCGGUCUUGCCAAGUCUAUCCACCACGCCCGUGUUCUGAUCCGCCAGCGUCACAUCCGAGUCGGAAAGCAGAUCGUCAACGUUCCCUCUUUCAUCGUCCGUCUCGACUCCCAGAAGCACAUCGACUUCGCUCUUACCUCGCCCUUCGGUGGUGGCCGCCCCGGCCGUGUCCGCAGAAAGAAGGCCGCCGCCGCUGCUGGCGGUGAGGGUGGUGAGGACGAGGAGGACGAGGAGUAA
Messenger RNA from Fusarium fujikuroi IMI 58289, 576 nucleotides. RefSeq names its product probable 40S ribosomal protein S9 (S7). Gene Ontology annotation, cellular component: cytosolic small ribosomal subunit. Gene Ontology annotation, molecular function: rRNA binding; structural constituent of ribosome. Gene Ontology annotation, biological process: translation; positive regulation of translational fidelity. Bases 1 to 576 code for a protein of 191 amino acids. Lineage: Eukaryota; Fungi; Ascomycota; Sordariomycetes; Hypocreales; Nectriaceae. The record is from RefSeq and is a predicted model, not a curated record. The transcript is spliced from 3 exons.